Molecule: messenger RNA, 4030 nt
Organism: Tupaia belangeri chinensis (Chinese tree shrew)
Lineage: Eukaryota; Metazoa; Chordata; Mammalia; Scandentia; Tupaiidae
Gene: SYCP2
Product: synaptonemal complex protein 2
Exons: 28
Biological process (GO): male meiotic nuclear division; mitotic G1 phase; female meiotic nuclear division
Cellular component (GO): condensed chromosome, centromeric region; lateral element
Source: RefSeq, a predicted model, not a curated record
UUUGAUGCAAGUGGAUCACAGAUUCUAGUGUCAGAAAGUCAGAUUUCACCAGUUGAAGAAGAACUUCCUAGUUUAAAAGAAAAACCUAACUCCCAAAAGGAAUUUGCUAAACCUCCUGAAUAUAUCAAAAACAGUAAUGAAGGGGACAAAAAAAAUAAUCAACUUGAGAUUAUUACUCCUAGCAAAAGAAAAAUGUCUGAAGCAUCAAUGAUUGUUCCUGGUGCAGAUAGAUACACUGUGCGAAGUCCAGUACUCUUCGUUAACACAUCAACACCACGAAGAGGAAGAAUUAAACCACCUCUGCAAAUGAUGGGUUCUGCAGAAAAAUGUGGUAUUUCUAACGCAUCAGAAGACAGAGUGGAUAAUACUGUACCGUUUAAACCUAGACCAUCUGGAGGAGGGCAUCGAGGAGAUAAUACAGACAAACUUAUCAAAACUGCUAAAGUUGUAGAAAAGACAGAAAAUAAGAACAUUGAAUUUCCAAACCAAAAUUUUAGUGAACGUCAGGAUGUUCUUCCUGAUUCAAAGGCAGUGGGAAAAAUAGAUAAACCUGUGUCACCUUGUGUUUUAGACAACAUCUGUGAAAAUAAGAUGCACUCCAUGUGGGCAUGUUGGACACCUGUAACAAAUAUUAAACUAUGUAAUAACCGAAGAGCAAGUACAUCAUCAGGAGACACACUCAAUCCAGAUACCAUUACCAACAAAAAAAUUACUAAUCAAAAAUCCUCCUCUUCAAUGUCUGAUGAUAAUUCUGAAGAAAUAGGAAAAGUGAAAUAUAAGAAAGAAAUAGUGGAAAAUAACAAAAUAGAUAAAGCAGAAGUAGAAGUUUCCAAAAGAAAUAACCAACAAGAAAAGCAUUCUAAAUACUCAGAGCAAAAAAGUACUGAAAAUACCAAGCAGAAUGAUUGGCGUAUUGAAUCUGAAACUACUUUUAAAUCAGUUCUCCUGAAUAAGACAAUUGAAGAAUCUCUGAUCUAUAGGAAGAAAUAUAUACUGUCAAAAGAUGUGAAUACUGCUCUUUGUGAUAAAAGCCCUUCUCCUAGGAAAAAUGUGAAAAGUCAUAGAAAAUCAGGGAGCGAAUUGACUUCUGAGCUUAAUGCAAGGGAUUUGAAACAAACAAAAAUGAGAGAAAAGUCAAAAGGGAUAGGAUUUAAUGAUGCAGCAGAAUCCUUGAUAAGCCAAAUUAAUAAGUGAUACAAACCAAAAGAUGAUAUAAAGCCUACAAGAAAAUUAAAGGAAGCUUUGAUUGACAGUGGUAUUUCAAACAAAUCUGAUCUACAAUUCAGUAAGGAAAAAGUUCAGAAAAAAAGUUACAGAAAACUGAAGACAACUUUUGUUAAUAUUACUUCUGAAUGCCCAUUGAAUGAUGUUUACGAUUUUAAUUUGAAUGGAGCUGAUGAACCUAUCAUAAAACUUGGAAUUCAAGAAUUUCAAGCCACGGCUAGAGAAGCGUGUAUGGAUAAUUCAAUAAAAUUGGUAGGUUUAAAGAAUCAUGAUGAACUUGAACCUUCUCUCAAAACAAAAGAUAAACAAAUUGUAACAAAUCAUAAAAAGAGAAAUCUCUUUAGUGAUACGGAAACAGAAUAUAGAUGUGACGACAGCAAGACCGAUAUUAGCUGGCUCCGAGAACCCAAGUCAAAGCCACAGCUAAUAGACUAUAGCAGGAAUAAAAAUUCAAAGAAACAUAAAAGUGGGAGACCAAGACCAUACUUGGAAAAGGGACAAUCAAGAUCUAAAAUGACACCCAAUAAAAACGUCACCAAAAAGUUAUGUGAGACAGUUCCAGAGGGGAGAACCAGACUUCCACGAAGAGCAACAAAAACUAAAAAAAAUUAUAAAGACCUCUCAAAUUCAGAAUCAGAGAGUGAGCAAGAAUUUUCACAUUCAUUUAAAGAGAAAUUACUAGUAAAGGAGGAGAAUGUCCAUUGCAGAACCAAAACACUCAAGCUGCCAAAGAAUCAACAGAAAGUCUUCUCUACUGAAACACAAAAGAAAGUAUCAAAAAAAUGGAAAAACUCAUCUCUGCUAAAAAAUAGUAUAAAAGAUAAAAGCCUUGACUUAUCUCCUAUAUCUUUGCCUGGAGGUUCAUCACCUAUAGAAGUAAUGAGAUGUGUAGCGGAAACAACAGAAAAGGACUUAACUGAGGAUUAUGGUUGUAUAACAAAAUCUGUAUCACCUUAUUCAAAAUCAUCAUCUGAAUUCUCAAACAGCAACAAUGUAGUUGGCAGUCCAGUAAAGCCACCUAAAAUUAGUAAAAAAAACUUGUCUGCAAGUGAAAGUUGCUCACCAACUCCACAAUCACUCUUUUUGCCCAGACAUAGUCCAGUGAAGAGUAAAAACACCAGGAGUAGAAAAAAUACAAAUUCUGCUAUACUUACCCAAGAAACAGAAAAUUGUAACAGCUAUUCAGAUUUAAGCAGUUAUAGUCUAGAAAAGCAAUUUAUGGAAAUUCGAUCCCCAAAUACCAAUGAAAAUCAUAAGCAAAGCAAAAGAGAGAAAAGCCAGUUAGCAUCUCCAUUAUCCAUGUGUAGUGAAGAAAGAGAGAAAACAUGGUUCGACCUGCCCUGUGACACUACCCAUGUAUCAGGUCCAACUCAACAGCUUGGUCAUAAACGAAUGUACAUGGAAGAUAGCCUAAGUAAUCCUGAUGAAGUAGAAUUGGAGGAAGAAGGAGCAAACGUGCUUCCCAGAAAACUGUGUAAAACUGAAAAUGCAGACCCUCACUUCUACAGAAUAUCUGAAAGUGUAUCUCCAUUAUCAACAAACAACUUUUUUAUUACUGAGAACUUGAACAGUGAACGCUCAGGUGUGAGGAUAUUUUGUGAGCAGCUGAAUUCAGAAUUUACGAGGAAGACUCACAUCCGACAUAAAAUGAUGGAUUAUUUCACUAAGCAGUCUUGGAAGAUGGCUCAACAACAUCUGAAAACAAUACAUCAUCAAAUUCAGGAGCAGAGGAAUAAAAAACUUGAUAAAUUCCAACUCAUAAUGGUAGAGGAGCUGAAGAAUUUUGAAAAAGAUUCACAGUCUUUAAAAGAUUUAGAAGAGGAAUUUGAGGACUUUUGGGAAAGGAUAUUUGAAAAGUUCAGUGCAUAUAAAAAAAAUGAACAGCACAGACUCCAUCAUUUGAAAACUUCAUUGGAUAAAAAUGUCUUCUAUAAUACUGAUCAGGAAGAAACUAUUUGUACAUCUGAGAUGUGUUUGAUGAGAGAAAACAUGAAAAUGCUGCAAGACAGGCUUCUGAAGGAAAUGCAAGAAGAGGAGCUCCUUCAUGUACGCAGAGGACUGCUGUCACUGUUUAUGGCUCACGAAAGAAAUGUUACUGUGUGAAAUCUAGUUGUUAGCAACACAUUUUAUCUAACUAUCCCUCAUUGUGUAUAAUUAAGGAAAUUGUUAAUAGAGUAGCCCAUAAACAAAAAUACACACAUCACCCAGUCAUACACCUUUGCAGGAACCCCCAAAUUUAAAAAUGCUCUUUAUGGAUGAAAAAGAACUAUUAUAACAUGCUCCAAGCCCGAAAGGACUGCUGUGCAUGAUGCUACUGUUUUUUCAGGAAAAGUUUUGGGAAAUCGAACAGUAAAAGGAAUUAGCGUAUUUUUGUAAUAAUAUUUGCAUUAAACAAAUAUUACCAACUUCACUAUCCUUAUAAAGCUAGCUUCUUUAAUAAAUUAAACUUUAUUAUAAAUAUACAAAGUAUAUUUUUAAAUGAAAACAAUUUUGGCCUGAAGUAUAGUAUUAAAAUGUAAUAUUCCAGAAUAUACUAUGAGUAAUAGAAAUUCAGCCACACUUAGAUGAAGUCCCUUACAAAAAAAUGUUUACCUGAGUGGUAGCUCGGUACUUCCUGUUGGAUAUAAUUUAUUGUUUUUGCUCCAGUGUAUUAGAACACACUAAAUGCCUAAAAUAGUUGCUAUAUUGCUUAAAUAUUUUAGUUCAGAGUAGAAGUCUUAGUAACUCAUAAUCAGGCUGUUUGACGGGUACUUUCUAAGCUCCUUGUAUUCCUUAUAAUAUUUUGGUAGAUUAAUUUAUAAAACUG